Branchiostoma floridae (Florida lancelet) is the source of this 2491-nucleotide messenger RNA. Its product is annotated as pyrroline-5-carboxylate reductase 1, mitochondrial-like. The coding region runs from base 218 to 1147 and encodes 309 amino acids. Gene Ontology annotation, molecular function: pyrroline-5-carboxylate reductase activity. Lineage: Eukaryota; Metazoa; Chordata; Leptocardii; Amphioxiformes; Branchiostomatidae. The record is from RefSeq and is a predicted model, not a curated record. Gene Ontology annotation, biological process: L-proline biosynthetic process. The transcript has 8 exons.
CUUCCCUUGUGCCGUCAUGGAAAAAUACAGCCUGACCAAUUUUUAUGUGUUCACGUGAUGACGUCGGACUUGCCCACAUGUGCACUCGUCUGAAACAAAACGCUUUCUUUAGUCUUCGGGUGCGGACUUACCUCGUCUCUCGGCAGUCACUACUACUAAAAGCCAGCAACCAGUCCAACAACCAGCCGAAGAGAAACCAGACGCUAGUCCAACUUUGAUGGGAGAUUACACCGUCAAGAAAGAUAUUUCCGAGAUGUCGCUAGCUUUCGUUGGAGCCGGGAAGAUGGCCCAGGCCAUGGCGAAGGGUUUCCUGGCGGCAGGAGUGGUAAAAGCAGAUCACAUCACAGCUACAGCGCCCUCAUGUAGAAGUCAACCCACGCUAGAGGAUAUCGGUUGUCAAUUCACACACAACAACAAGGAAGCAGUAGAGAAUAGCGACAUCAUCUUCCUAUCGGUGAAACCACACAUUCUACCAGGGGUGCUACAAGAGAUCGCUCCUGUGGUCACCAAGAGACACCUCAUGGUUUCUGUUGCAGCAGGUGUCCCACUGCAGUUCCUAGAAGAGAAACUUCCCCCGAAGAGCCGUGUGAUGAGAGUAAUGCCGAACACCCCCUGCGUGGUCCGACAGGGCGCGUCCGUCUACGUUCCCGGUAGCCACGUGGAGAAGGAAGACUCGGAGAUCAUCAAGUCGCUCCUCUCGAGUCUGGGGUACUGCAGCGAGAGUAACGAGGGGAUGAUAUCCGCUGUUACCGGUCUGGCCGGCAGUGGGCCUGCGUAUAUGAUACAGAAACGUGGGUUUUGCUCGGACACCUACAAAGAUCCUGUAUAUGUGGCCAUAGGUUUAGGUGGGAUGGGGCAGGCAUAUGCCUUCACAGCCAUCGAUGCCUUAGCGGACGGAGGGGUGAAGAUGGGGUUGCCACGGGAACUGUCCAUCAAGCUGGCGGCCCAAACAUUACUGGGAGCAUCCAAGAUGGUGCUAGAAACAGGGAAACACCCCAUGCAGUUGAAGGACGAUGUCUGCUCCCCCGGCGGGACCACGAUAUACGCCAUCCACAAGCUCGAGUCCGGCGGUUUCCGCAACUUGCUCAUCGACGCGGUGGAAGGGGCGUGCCUUCGUGCAGAAGCCAUCGCCAAGAAGGCAAAAUAAGAAACCAAAACCCUUUGGUAACACAAUAAGACAAAUGAAUAUCUUCUCUGUUCUAUGAAUAGUUGAGUAUGUCAUUCUAGGGUUUGUCGCAUAGUGUGUUCUAAUAUGUUACACCAAAGUAAGCUCACUAGAGAGUUAACUCUAUAUUCCAAGGUUCUGCAGUACCUGUGUUAUGUGCACGGUGGCGCUUUUGCACAACAGCAGUAACCCUACAUUCCAGAGUUGGUACAUGUGACAUGAGCACACUUGGUCAGACUGUUUUUGUAGAGUUUUCGUCUUACAGAAUUUAUAGUUAAAAAGAUGUUUAUAUCUAUAUGUAUAGCACUGUAUGUUAUAUAAGGGUUUGUUUUGAAACAGGAAAUUAUCUGGUUAAUGCGCUUAAUUUCUCUGAGAUGAUUUAAGAUCAAGUUCAUUAUCAAAUUAUGUGACGCUUUGCAUCAUAAAUAUCUGUUGAUGAAGCCUAAAAUAUGGUAUGUUUUCAUACCACAUUUGGCACAUGCCACAAAAGUUUUAGUGGCAGACAUACUGACAGGGAUGUUAACUUGUCCCAAUUCAUUUCAACUACUUAACAUAUUCUGUGAUGGAAUUUUCGAUACUUAUCAUAUAUGAUUUGUGAAAAAAAAAAUUAGAUGUUCCUGCCAAAAUUAUCGAUGGAAAAUCUGUGACCAAAACAUCCCUGUUGUUUUUUGUCAUGAGUUUUUGUGGAACUUAGCUUGGUAAGGAAUUAUGAAGAAAUUUUCUCGCCAGUCCACACAUUUGUUGAAAAGGAUUGGAUGAGGUCUGUGGUGUUGGAUGUUAUAAGGAUUUAAGAAUGUAUCUGUUUGAUAUGUUUAAGCAGAAAAGGGGAAGGUGUUAAGUUUGGGAGUUAAGUAGGGUAACCCUGUUCUUUGUCUGGAAAAUUUGCGGAACUAGAAAGGAAUAAGGCAGCAUUCAGAAGUUUUAACUCAGAAAAGUGUCAAAAUCUUUUGGGCUUUGAGUUGCGGUUUUCAUUUACCAAAAUAAACACGCUAAAGCAAGUAGCUGUAUAACUUAUGACCAACUGGACCUAAGACCAAAGAAACAUUUGAAGAUAUUACGCUAAAAAAAAAGUAGUUAACUGAAUUUUGUCUACAUUUCUUUUUACAUUUGCAUUAUACCAAAACUAGCAAAAGCCCAUUGUCAAGAUGCCUCUUAAGUACAUUGUCCAAAAAUAGAACCUGAACAUAGUCAAAAGUUUUGUACCGCAAUUUCACUGUUCUGACAUUAGUGAAUGUUGCCAAAUCCAGACUUGACAACCCUACCUAAUUUUACUAUUUUAGACCAUAUUGUAUUGUUUGGGGAAGGGACUUGUACAUUUUUGAAAAA